AUGGCAUUGGGGCAGUGUGCGUGGCACACCUGGCAGCUGGACUGGCUGCAUGUGAGACAGCUGGCACAUGCAGAAAUACUCUUUGUAAAUCGAAAGGAAUGUGCUUUAUUGGUGUUUAAGAAGGAGAAAGGAAUUAUUCUGGAUCACCACUGUUGCUUCUUGUGUAGGAAGCGUCUAUUCAGCAUGAUCAAUGAACUACCAACGGUGUUUGAAGUUGUGACGGAAAUAAAACACGUAAAAGAGAAGCCCACUGCCGAUAGUGGAAGCAAAUCUCGUGGUAGCACAAAGAAAUCUACUGAUGGACAGGCUAAAAGCACUCCAAAGCUGGCAGAUGAAAUUGACAAGGAGGAAGAAGAAGAACAUGGUGAGACACUAUGCGGCAGCUGUGGUGGGAAUUAUAGUGCUGAUGAAUUUUGGAUUGGCUGUGACAUCUGUGAGAGGUGGUACCAUGGGAAAUGUGUUAAGAUAACUCCCGCUAAAGCUGAGAGUAUAAAGCAAUAUAAAUGCCCAUCGUGCAGCUUGAAGCGGGCAAGACAGUAGUUGUUUCAUGAACCAUGAGGGGACCAUAAGUGUUACUGAUCUGACCAUUAACAGAAUAGUAUAACAAUGUUGCAUUUGUAAUGGUUUAUCUUAUAGUGAUGUUUCUUUACGCUACGCUUGGAAAAGAAAUGUAAUUUUUAUCCUUUAAUUCAUGUCCGGCUGUUCGGCCAAUAUAUACAAAAACUUUUUAGUUAUUGUAAAGGUUCUGUAAUGUUAAUGGAUUUGUAGUAGUUGAUAAACUGAUUGUUGCAUUUGGAUUCUUGUUGA
Messenger RNA from Nicotiana attenuata, 807 nucleotides. RefSeq names its product PHD finger protein ALFIN-LIKE 1-like. Gene Ontology annotation, molecular function: transcription coregulator activity; histone binding; transcription cis-regulatory region binding. The record is from RefSeq and is a predicted model, not a curated record. The transcript has 3 exons. Bases 1 to 540 code for a protein of 179 amino acids. Lineage: Eukaryota; Viridiplantae; Streptophyta; Magnoliopsida; Solanales; Solanaceae. Gene Ontology annotation, biological process: regulation of DNA-templated transcription. Gene Ontology annotation, cellular component: nucleus.